GGUCUGGGGGGCUGUGUGUUCAUGCAGCUGCAGCGGGCAUCACAUUUCACAUCUGGAGAAAGCAGAUGUUUCGCUGUUUUGAAGUUCUCGCUGGGUUUCCUUGCAGAUUUUAUUUCCGUUUCCACCUCCUCCCAGCCUCACGCCCCCAACACAAACGGUUUUCUCUCUUUUUGUUUUGCUUUGCCUCGAACCCGACGGUUCAGCUCAACUUGGAGACUUGACGAGAGUUGAAUAUUUCAACAAUGGGGGACAUCGAGGCGCCCAGCUCGAGCCAGCGGAGUCAGUCCGUCCUGAAGUCGGUCCUUCCGAGCAAAGAGUUCGCUACUUCAAGGAAAGGAAUGCUGCUUAUUGCUGAAGUGGCACUUUCUUUUAUAUCCUUUGUGUGUUUUGCUGCAUCAGAAGCGUCAGCCUUUGUGACAGUCCCCCUGCUGGCAUUCCUGGCUACUAUCUUCUUCUUGUUUGCCUACUCCACCAAAUUCAAUGAGAGGUUUAAAGGAUUCUGCUUUCCUCUAAUGGACUUCAUAAGGUGUGUGAUAGCCUCCAUUAUCUUUUUCAUCAUCUCUAUCAUGGCAGUGUCCAAAUACCCAGAUGGGUCCUCUAAAGCUGCUGGGAUCUUUGGAUUUAUCGCCACUAUUGUUUAUGCUUUAGACUUUUAUCUCAUUUUUAAUGAGCUUACUGUUUUCCUAAAACAAGGAGGGGAGUCCAACGAGGAGCCUUCAGGACAGAGAGAAGACAAUUCAGACUCAGACUCAGAUUGAAACUCACAAGCAGAUGUGUUCAAUCCAAACUUUUGAAGAAGUGACCACUGCUGGGAUGCCAUCCACGAAGGCCUGCAGGAAUUUCAUCAGUUCACAAUGUCUCACUGAUACAGUAAAAAGCAUAAAUCAAGAUUUCUCUGUAACACUUAUCUCACAAUACUCUGAACUUUGCAUUUGGUUUAGAAAACAAUGGAACUAGUAGCCUCUUCAGCUUUGUACCUAAGCCUGUAUUCUUUUACUUAUCCUAACCCAUUUUAGGGAACCAUUUGAUUUGAUUCGCUUCCCUCAUUAUGCUGUGAAACAGUGCUGUCUCAGUUCACUGAAAAUAUCUGAAUGCUUAAACCUAACAAGGAUUCUUGGGAAUUAUUUGCUUUAAGAUGCAGAAGUGUGCAAAGGUCUUGAGCCAGUCCUAAUUUUUUUGUUAAAUUUUGCUUUGUUUGGUGGAGACUUUGCUGUAAUUUUUCUAAACCUGUUAAUACUUUCACAUUAAAAUAUACGAGAUAUCAUGUAUAAAGUUACAGUGUUACCGAUUAAAAUCAUCAUGUUUGGAUUGUG
Messenger RNA from Girardinichthys multiradiatus, 1313 nucleotides. RefSeq names its product CKLF-like MARVEL transmembrane domain containing 3 (gene cmtm3). Gene Ontology annotation, cellular component: membrane. The transcript is spliced from 5 exons. Lineage: Eukaryota; Metazoa; Chordata; Actinopteri; Cyprinodontiformes; Goodeidae. The record is from RefSeq and is a predicted model, not a curated record. The coding region runs from base 243 to 758 and encodes 171 amino acids.